Messenger RNA from Dicrocoelium dendriticum, 782 nucleotides. Lineage: Eukaryota; Metazoa; Platyhelminthes; Trematoda; Plagiorchiida; Dicrocoeliidae. The record is from the annotation of a GenBank genome assembly.
GUCUCCUGCAAGAUAAUGCUAAUAAAAGAGGAAGCGGAACCAGAUUUUAAUGACUUGUCAACGGUCAAAAACAGAUUAAAUGAGCAAUCCAAACUGAUAAUGCUUUUAAAGGAAAGUUGCGAUCGAGAAAUAAUGCAGUCAAAAGAACAGGAGACCAGGUAUGCAGAGCUGGAGGACAAGAAUUUUGAGUUACAGCAAGAAAUAGAGGAACUCCGUCAAAAGCUGUUGAAUUCUCAGGCACGGGUGGCAGACUUAUCGGGAGAAAUAAGCAGAACCUUUGAAGCAAUACGUCUGAAGAAACCAUCAGGCAAAGACGCGGGAACACAGUGCCAUGCAGAUAACGCAAAACGUAUGAAAGAGAGCGGCACCAAUACUGAAUAUCAAUGGUUAUACGAUCAGAAGGAACACACGCAGUUGAAGCAAACCUAUAAAGAGAUUAGCGAAAAGGCUCAAAAAGAGCAGGACGAGCUUCGGGAUAAUCUGCACAUCAGACGUCUGCAAGAAAGACUUUGCAUGACAGAGCAGAUGAAAUAUCGACUGCAACAGGAAUUCGACGCUUACAAGAGGCACGCGAAGGAACUAUUGGAUACGGAGAAGGAAAUCAAUCGGGCGUUACGGAGGGCAUUUCAUUAAGUGCAUCGCGACUUCGACAGAUCAUGUUUCCAACUUUUUAUCGCAAAUUUAUAGUGCAAGUAUGUAACACACAAAUGUUUACAACGUAUGACAGUUAAAUAGCGUCUUUACUACAACAGGCCAUAUAGUCGAUUCUGCACACAGACCAU